CACCUUUAAGGCGGCGCGGGGACUGCUGGGAAGGCCGGCGGGAUGGAGGCGGCGGGACCCGCUCACGGCUGCGGGUCCGGGUGAAGCGGGGCGGGAGCCGGAACCUGAGCAGGAGCCCGGCCCGAGCCGAAGGCGUAGGUCCGCGCGGGCUGAUCAGGCCCGGCACUCGCCUGCCCGCCCCCUCGCCUUCACAGGCGGCACGCCAUGGCUACGAUGGUGCUUCCGCGGGAGGAGAAGCUGAGCCAGGAUGAGAUUGUGCUGGGCACCAAGGCCGUCAUCCAAGGCCUGGAGACCCUACGCGGGGAGCAUCGUGCCCUUCUCGCUCCCUUGGUAGCUCAUGAAGCUGGCGAGGCGGAGCCGGGCUCACAGGAGCGAUGUGUCCUCCUGCGUCGCUCCCUGGAAGCCAUCGAGCUGGGUCUGGGGGAGGCCCAGGUGAUCCUGGCGCUGUCGAGCCACCUGGGGGCCGUGGAGUCAGAAAAGCAGAAGCUGCGGGCUCAGGUGCGGCGUCUAGUGCAGGAGAACCAGUGGCUGCGAGAGGAGCUGGCCGGAACCCAGCAGAAGCUGCAGCGCAGCGAGCAGGCCGUGGCCCAGCUCGAGGAGGAGAAGCAGCACCUGCUGUUCAUGAGCCAGAUCCGCAAGCUGGAUGAGGACACGUCCCCCAGUGAGGAGAAGGGGGAUGUCCCCAAAGACUCACUGGAUGACCUGUUCCCCACCGAGGAGGAGCAGAGCCCAGCCCCCAGCCCUGGAGGAGGGGAUGUGGCUGCCCAGCACGGGGGCUAUGAAAUCCCAGCACGGCUCCGCACGCUACACAACCUGGUGAUUCAGUACGCCUCCCAGGGCCGCUACGAGGUGGCCGUGCCACUCUGCAAGCAGGCGCUCGAGGACCUGGAGAAGACCUCAGGCCAUGACCACCCUGACGUCGCCACCAUGCUGAACAUCCUGGCUUUGGUCUAUCGGGACCAGAACAAGUACAAAGAGGCUGCCCACCUGCUCAACGAUGCCCUGGCCAUCCGUGAGAAGACACUGGGCAAAGACCAUCCGGCUGUGGCCGCAACAUUAAACAACCUGGCAGUUCUGUAUGGCAAGCGGGGCAAGUACAAAGAGGCCGAGCCCCUAUGCAAGCGGGCGCUGGAAAUCCGAGAGAAGGUCCUGGGCAAGUUUCAUCCGGACGUGGCCAAGCAGCUGAGCAACCUGGCCCUACUGUGCCAGAACCAGGGCAAAGCCGAGGAGGUGGAGCACUACUACCGCAGGGCCCUGGAGAUCUACGCCACCCGCCUUGGGCCUGAUGACCCCAACGUGGCCAAGACCAAGAACAACCUGGCCUCCUGCUACCUGAAGCAGGGCAAGUACCAGGACGCAGAGACCCUGUACAAGGAGAUCCUCACCCGCGCCCACGAGAAAGAGUUUGGCUCUGUCAAUGGCCCAGCAUGUGCCCCAGGCCGUGGACUUGAGGCGUUUAAGGACCCGCUCCCCCCAGGCCUCUAUCCCAAGCCCCUCAAACACAGGCCCGUACCAUGUCAUCUCCGUGUUCCAGAAGAGGGGGACAACAAGCCCAUCUGGAUGCACGCAGAAGAACGGGAGGAGAGCAAGGACAAGCGCCGGGACAGCACCCCCUACGGGGAGUAUGGCAGCUGGUACAAGGCCUGUAAAGUGGACAGCCCCACAGUCAACACCACCCUGCGCAGCUUGGGGGCCCUGUACCGGCGCCAGGGCAAGCUAGAAGCUGCACAUACACUGGAGGACUGUGCCAGCCGCAGCCGCAAGCAGGGCCUGGACCCCGCAAGCCAGACCAAGGUGGUGGAACUGCUGAAAGAUGGCAGCGGCGGGCGCGGAGACCGCCGGGGCAGCCGAGAUGUGGCAGGGGGGGCCGGGGCACGGCCUGAGUCUGACUUUGAGGAGGCAGGGCCUGCAGCUGAGUGGAGCGGGGACGGUAGUGGCUCCCUGCGGCGCAGCGGCUCCUUUGGGAAGCUCCGAGAUGCCCUGCGGCGCAGCAGUGAGAUGCUGGUGAAGAAGUUGCAGGGUGGUGGCCCCCAGGAGCCUCCUAACCCCAGGAUGAAGCGGGCCAGUUCCCUCAACUUCCUCAACAAGAGCGUGGAGGAGCCCGUCCAGCCUGGAGCUACCGGCUUGUCGGACAGCCGCACCCUCAGCUCCAGCUCCAUGGACCUCUCCCGACGAAGCUCCCUCGUGGGUUAAUCCUGAAAGGGCAGCCAGUUGCCAGAGCCUCCACCCGGCACUGCCCCCACCCCCAGCCCUUCGCAUGGGCCUGCUGCUUGCCCCACCUGUCUCUCCCAAGGACCCCCGUCUUUUCUGUUCAAUCUCAGGGUAACCUCCUCCCUUGUCAUCUCAGCCUGAGCCCUGGAGGCUGGGCCUGCCCGCUCCAGCUCCGGCUCUUAUUUAUUCCAUCCAGCAGGGCCCCCUCUUUAGGUUCAGGGCCAGGUGAGAGGCUGGCCAGAGUCUCCAAGAUAGAGACUCAGUGGCCCGCCCUCCCCAGGCCCCACCGAGCCAAGAACACUAAGCACCUGCGGUCCCUUCAGCACUCCUGCCCUUCUGCCCCCAACCCCCCGGCCGUUGCUUCUGUAUAUAGAGAAAUAAGUUAUUGGCCGCGCCCCUCCCCUCAGUCCACGGUACUGCCCGGUUAUGCCCUCACCGUGCCCUUCUCUAGUGGUACCGCCCAGGCCUUAAUCACCCCCAUUCCGCGCGGUGGUAUCUUCCAGGCUCUACAUCUCGGGGAGCGGCGCCUCCCCAAAGGGUUCCCUGGGCCUUCUCGCGCUCCUCCUGGCCUCUGAGGGGCGCGUUGAGCCCCAUCAUCGCCCCAUCAUCGCCCCAUGCCCCAGGACGGAGAGCCCUACCCUUGCCCGUCCUCUCACCGCCGGGUCCCGCCCAGCGUCCCGGCCUUAUGCACUGCCCCUCCCGCCCGGCCCCGCCCAGGCACGGCCUGACCCCGCCCCGGGCACCGCCCGUCGAGCCAUCCUGCCACGCCUCUCCCCUCGCCUGCGGCUUCUUGCUAGGGGCAGUGAUGGCCCCUGUGGCAGGAGGGGCUGCCCCAGUUGCGGGGGUGAGGCGGUCUCUCUCUAUUUUCAAAUGUUGCUGUAGAAAUAAAGACCGUUUGAAUCUGA
Messenger RNA from Mustela lutreola (European mink), 3116 nucleotides. RefSeq names its product kinesin light chain 2 (gene KLC2). Gene Ontology annotation, molecular function: kinesin binding. Gene Ontology annotation, biological process: microtubule-based movement. The record is from RefSeq and is a predicted model, not a curated record. The transcript is spliced from 17 exons. Lineage: Eukaryota; Metazoa; Chordata; Mammalia; Carnivora; Mustelidae. The coding region runs from base 205 to 2193 and encodes 662 amino acids. Gene Ontology annotation, cellular component: kinesin complex; cytoplasm; membrane-bounded organelle.